Molecule: messenger RNA, 1575 nt
Organism: Lutzomyia longipalpis
Lineage: Eukaryota; Metazoa; Arthropoda; Insecta; Diptera; Psychodidae
Product: dehydrogenase/reductase SDR family member 7-like
Exons: 3
Coding region: 107-1072 (321 amino acids)
Molecular function (GO): oxidoreductase activity
Source: RefSeq, a predicted model, not a curated record
AGAAUGUUGGCUUUCUGUUGCGUGAUAAGACCUAUUUGAUGUUGUAGUAGCAGUAGUGUUGAGAAGUCGUCAGCACAUCAAGUAAUUUAUUUCUUGGGAUUCAAUUAUGGGUUUUUUUGCAUUUAUCGGUGUCCUCGUUUUCAUUUACUAUCUCAUUAAUGUGAUCCUGUGGUGUCUCCUCGAUUCUGACAUUGAACUCUUUGUUAGAAGCCUCGUGGGCAAGAGAGUUUCAUCUCUGUCUGGCACUGUUGUGUGGAUUACGGGGGCAUCGUCGGGCAUUGGUAAGCAGCUGGCCAUUGAGUUGGCAAAGAAUGGGGUGAAAUUGGUUCUAACUGCCCGUCGUGGGGCUGAACUUGAGAACGUCAAACGGGAAUGUCUCACACAGGCAGGCGGAAAGCUGCAACCCAUUGAUAUUCUAGUCAUGCAGAUGGAUAUGCUGGAGAUUUCGCGUCAUCAGCAAUUUUUCGAUCAUGUUCUCCAGCACUUUGGACGCCUCGAUAUUCUCGUCAACAAUGCUGGACGCUCCCAACGGGCAAGUUGGGAGGAGAUCUCCCUCAAAGUCGAUCAAGAUCUCUUUCAACUGGACGUCUUCAGUGUCGUUAAUCUCUCACGGAUCGCUGUGAGAUACUUUAAAGGAGCAAAUGUACGUGGUCACAUUGCGGUGACAUCCAGUACAGCAGGAUUGAUUCCUGUUCCCAAUUCAGCUAGCUACACAGGAGCUAAAUACUCAAUUCAUGGCUACUUUGGGGCCCUUCAGACUGAAAAUCCCGGUCUCGAUGUCACAAUCUUCUGCCCAGGACCGACAUUCUCAGAAUUCCUCCAGGAAGCCUUCACUGAUCGCGAAGGUGCCAAAUAUGGGGAAUCAGUAAAACCAACGGACAAACGUAUGACGGCUGAGCGGUGUGCUCAUCUUUAUGCCGUUGCCCUCGCCAAUAAACUCCACAUCAAUUGGGUAGGACUCUUCCCUAUUUCCCUACUACUCUACGUGAGUCUCUACUUUCCAAAUAUCCGUGUUCUCGUCGUAAAAUACAUUGGCAUCGGAGGACUAAAAAAGAUAAGAGAUAGCAACUAACAAUCUUAUCUUUACCACACACACAUACGUAAUAAAGUUCUAUGCAAUUUUUUUUUCAUUCCAAUUAUUCAUAAAAACAAGUAAAUAAAACUCGCGUGAGUUUUUUGUUAUAAGAACCGGGACAGGUGAUGUUUAAUAAAAAUUUAAUAUAAAAUAAAAAAAUCUUUAUAAAAAGCAUAAAGAGGGUUAAUAUUUCCAGCUCAUUAUGAGACCGUUGUUGAUUAACAAGUUAAAUUAAUUAAAUCAAUUAAAUGAAGAGGUUGGAUGAAUUAUAAUUAAGUUUUUAGUCAUCGCUAUUUAUAUAAAUUGAUAAAAAAAAUCUUUUAUAAGAAAAAAAAAACUAAUUAUUGUUUAAAUAAUCAAACUUUUCAACGCCUUUAAAAAAACAUUCAUUUGUUAAAUAAAGUUGAGAAAAUCUUGCCGGAAAAAAGCUAUACUCACAAAUACAAAAUAAAUCAGCUGCAUUCCUGUAAUGAAAAGGAGGUAAAUAAAUCAUUGAAAAA